AUGUAUGAUAAGGAGAAAGAAGUAACAAUUUAUGCGACAACCGAAAAAUUAAGGUAUAACCCUAAACUGUUAAGUUGUCAAGAUAAAGUUAUCGAUGAAUAUGAUGAUGAAAGUGAGACAGACUCGGUUUGUCCAAGUCAAGAAAGCUAUCAUAGUCUUCAUAGUUCCGAUAACGAAUAUGAGCUUUUAAAUUAUGGGGAAACUUAUGCAUAUACAUGUUGUGGAGAUAAAAAGUGCAAGUGGAGAAUUCAUGCUUCUCUUACACAAGAUGGGGUUACUUUUGAAGUAAAGAAAUUUAUAGAAACUCAUUCUUGUACUCGAAGCAACAAGAGUGGUAAUAAACAUGCGACUCAAGGAUGGAUUGUUGAUGUUGUUACCGACAAGUUGAAAUCUGAAGGCGAUGUCUCUCCUGCCGACCAAAAAAAGUGGCUUAUGCAUACCUACAAUGUUGAAGUACCAUAUAUGAGAUUCUUUAGAGGAAGAGAACAAGCUUAUACCGAUAUGUAUGGAAAGUGGGAUGACUCUUAUGCUAAUAUAUAUGAUUUCAAACAAGAACUUGAAAAAAGAAACCCAGGAAGUGUGGUGGAGAUUGAUUUACAGACAGUUGGUGAAAAGAAACAUUUCCUACGCUUUUUUGUAUCAUUAACAGCAUGCUCUAAGGGGUUUCUUACUGGUUGUCGUCCUUACAUUGGGCUUGAUGCUUGUCAUUUGAAAGGGAAAUUUAAUGGUGUGUUAGUCGCUGCCACAAGUAUCGACGGUAACAAUGGUAUGUUUCCAGUAGCUUAUGGUGUGCUUGAGGCAGAGAAUACAAAAUCAUGGACUUGGUUUCUCACAUCACUAAAAAAACGAUUGGUUUAUCCUAAUAUUGAGCAUCGAGAAUGCAUAAGACAUUUAUGUAGCAACUUCAAGAAACAUUUUCGAGGUGACUUUUUCAUGAGCAAACUAUGGGAGGCUGCAAAUACCUACUCUGUUAAUAAGCAUGAUAGAUUAUUAAAUGAAAUUGCUACUAAAUGUGCCGAUGCAAUUUCAUAUUUGAAUGAGAACCAUAAAAAGAUAUGGAGUAGAAGUGACAUACGUUAUAAACCGGUGCUUGAUCUCCUUGAUGUAAUUAAAGAAAAGCUUAUGGAACGAUUUGAUAAGAAAAGGAGUAAGAACUUGGGUAAAUAUCAAGUUUGUAGAAGCAGUGAUAAUAAAGCAGAAGUGAAGUACAAAGGAUAUCGUUGGGAUGUUGUAUUGGAUGAGAAAAAGUGUAGUUGUCGAAAAUGGCAAGUUACAGGCCUUCCGUGUGUGCAUGCAGCUGCUUUUAUUGCUUUCACAAGGGAGCCUAAUUGGGACAAAUAUGUUGAUACAUAUUUCACAGUCGACAAGUUUAAAGAAGCAUAUGCUUUAGAAAUUAGUCCGAUGCCUGGAAAAGAUCAAUGGGUGAAUAUAGAAACAGUCGAAAAAAUAUACCCUCCUAUUAUAAAACGGCCGCCUGGACGACCUAAAAAGAAUAGAAUUAUACCACAUGAUGAGCACAAGAUAAGACACAGAUGUCCGCGUUGUGGUAUGUAUGGACACCAUCAAAGGACUUACAAAAAUCCUGCGUCUCAAGGUUUUGAUGAAGCAUCCUCUAGCAAGAGGAAAGAACACAAAAUAUCAUGAGUUUUUGUUAUGAUGUUCAUUACACUUUAGUACUUUAAUGCUUUCUGCAUGG
Molecule: messenger RNA, 1696 nt
Organism: Lactuca saligna
Lineage: Eukaryota; Viridiplantae; Streptophyta; Magnoliopsida; Asterales; Asteraceae
Source: the annotation of a GenBank genome assembly